AUAACAUCGUAAACAACCACGAUCAACAAACUCAAUCAUGCCUUCGACUCCUUCAUCUCCAUCUCCAGUGUGUACACAAGCUGCGGUCACUGCAAACUGGGAGCGUCUGCGCAAGUCCUGUGAUUCUUGCCAGGAAGCCAAGGUCAAGUGCAGUCAACACAAGCCCUCGUGCCAUCGCUGCCUUCGUCAUCGCCAACCAUGCAUCUACAGCCCGCAGCGUCGUACUGGACGGCCGCGAAAGAGGCUGACACUCGACGGGAAUGCAUAUCCCGCCGCCAGUUCAAGGAGCGACAUAGAUGGGACAAUAACCAGAGAGCCGACUAGCUCAACUGUCAACGGCCAGGACCUCCUCAUGGCCGAUGUCCGCGGUGAUGAUACACCCUUGCUGGCCGGUGGCAUUACUGCGGACAACAUCAAUCCCAUCGACAGCGUUUUUCACCCAUCGUUCGAAGUCUUGCUAGCAGUCUCGCCGCUCAGCAAGGAUCCGACAGCCAGCGACAACAACUCAGACGCCCAUCAUAUGGGCUAUCUCGCGGCCUCUCCGUCCGAUGCGUGGGGCGAUUUAUCCCUUUUCUUGCCCAGUUACAAUAUCUCCAGCCCACCACAUCCGGAGCAUGUACCCGGCAUCAACCAGAUGCCACCACUCAGUGUGGACGCCUCGAACACAAGCAGUGAGUGCGGGGACUGCAGAGCCAAAUGUUACGCGGCGCUUCUUCAACAGCUGUUGUUCUUGCGCCAAUCGCUUCCGGAGACUGCUCGUCCUUCAAUCGACGUGAUACUGCAGGUGGAGCGCCACGUGCGCGGUCUUCUCGACCGAGUUUUGGGCUGCGCCGCGUGCCUGAGUAAUCGUUCGUCUGUUCUGCUCAUGUCGGCGAUUACGGAGCGUGUGAUCCAGAUGCUCGACUGGAUCAUCGAGGAGAAGACCCUACUUGACACCGAAAGCGCGCGCUCCAGCCGGGGAACAGUCAGUUCCUGGGCGCGGACUUCACAACUACCCCCGGCCGGGAACCGUACCGGCGGUCGGCCGUAUGUGUGCCUCAUUCCAUUACUUGUAGGAAACACUGAACUAGACGAGGAUACCAAACAGUACUUCCUCAAGCAGCUUAUCCUCAUGCGGAUGAAGAAGCUUGCCGCCAAAGUACAAGAUGUGCGACGGACAACUAGUACGCGCCCCGGGGACUGCAUCUAUCGUGCUGCCGAAUUGGUGCUUGCAGAGUCACUUCAACGAUUGGACUACCUUCGCGGCCAGGUUCAAAUGUGGGAGUGAAUGCUUCCAUUUCCCACUAACGGAAUAAUGACCUUGAGAUAUUCAUGCAGCGUUCGGACCGUUAUUUUCUAACCUUCGCCAAUGUUAGAAGAAGCGAAUAUUAGUUUCUUGAACUUCUUUCUUUCUCCUUAAUCGGUCUUUGGCCUUCAAUCAAUUCAACACAUUCCACCUCAGUUUCCCUGCAUUUCUCAACCUUGCAUUGAGACAACAUCUCUACUUUCUUCCUGGUUUCUUGAGGUACAAUAUCCCAUAGCCCACUUGUUAAUAAUCAUCCGUACUAUAUUAUUUCCUGCGUCUUCACUCAGAAAGCAAUCUCCCCAACAGCCCCAACACCCUAGACAAACACUGAUUGACAGGACCGUCGCCCUCCCGACCAUACAAGCCAGAUCUCGUCCCCAACGCCAUCCCCAAGUCAAAGUCAACCACGACAGUAGCAGUAACAGUAG
This is a messenger RNA of Aspergillus novofumigatus IBT 16806, 1713 nucleotides long. RefSeq names its product Zn(II)2Cys6 transcription factor domain-containing protein. The transcript has a single exon. The record is from RefSeq and is a predicted model, not a curated record. Gene Ontology annotation, molecular function: DNA-binding transcription factor activity, RNA polymerase II-specific; zinc ion binding. Bases 38 to 1267 code for a protein of 409 amino acids. NCBI's taxonomy places the organism in Eukaryota, Fungi, Ascomycota, Eurotiomycetes, Eurotiales, Aspergillaceae. Gene Ontology annotation, biological process: regulation of DNA-templated transcription.